AUGUCAACAAUUGUAGGAUUCCAAUGGGGUAAAAUUACUCCUAAAAAUAAUGAAAAGACUAAUAGGAAUAAUGAUAUAACUAAAUUUAAGUUCAAUAGUAAGAAAAGAAAAUUCCACGAAGAAAAAUCUAAUGACAAAGUUGAAAAACUUGAAAGUGAUAUCAAUAAAAGGGCUAAAGUACCUAUCAUAAAAGGUGAAAGAUUACCAGUUACAAGAAUGAUUGAAAGUUUAAAUCAUGAAAAUGUGGUAAAUUUAUUAACAGAGUUAGUUAAAGUACAUCCUGAAAUAACUAAAACCAUAAAUGAACUCCAACCUAAAAUUUCUAUUGAAGAAUCAAUAAAAUUAAUUUCCAACAAAUUCCAAUUAAUCAAAAAUAAUUUACCAUAUAAAGAAGAAUUAAAUGACUACAGUUAUUUAAGAAUCAAACCUUAUUUGAAUGAAUUUUUGAAUUGUUUAAGUGAUUUCAUAUUAAACUAUUUACCACCAAUUGAAACAAAUUUCAUUAAUUCAUUAACUUUUAUAGAUUUUUCAACUAAUUUGAUCAUAGAAUUACCAGAUUUCAAGAAUAAAGAAUUUGAAUAUAUCAAAUCUAAAUGUUUUGAACAAAUAUCCAAUACUUGGUUAAUCAUAUUAAAUGAGAUGUUUAAUGAAAAUAAUGAUAAUGAAGAAAAUUUAUAUAAUUUUAUUAAGAUUGUUAAUGAUUUGGAUUUAAAGAAUAAAAUCACUUCUUACAAUGAAUUAUGUGAUAAUAAAUUUGAACAUAUCCUUGAAUUUAUCAAUUCAAAAACCAAAGUAAAUUCUAUCAAUGAAUUUAUUACUAUUGAUUAUUCAAAUUAUUUAACAGCAAAUUCUUCAACUUAA
Molecule: messenger RNA, 861 nt
Organism: Yamadazyma jaroonii
Lineage: Eukaryota; Fungi; Ascomycota; Pichiomycetes; Serinales; Debaryomycetaceae
Source: the annotation of a GenBank genome assembly